Molecule: messenger RNA, 2094 nt
Organism: Lineus longissimus
Lineage: Eukaryota; Metazoa; Nemertea; Pilidiophora; Heteronemertea; Lineidae
Product: endothelin-converting enzyme homolog
Exons: 14
Coding region: 42-1832 (596 amino acids)
Biological process (GO): protein processing
Cellular component (GO): plasma membrane
Molecular function (GO): metalloendopeptidase activity
Source: RefSeq, a predicted model, not a curated record
GCUCCGCGGAGAGAAAGGCCAAGCUGUAUUACCAAUCAUGUAUGGACGAAGGAGGUGUGAAAGAAAAGCUGGGUGCCGAACCUCUCAUCGACAUCAUCAAGAAGGUCGGGGGCUGGGCAGUCAACGACGAAAACUUCGACGUGAAAACAUGGAAUUUUCACUCCUCCUUGGAACAGACGCAUUCAAAUUAUGGUCUAGGGACAUUUUUUGGGAUGUUUGUUGGGAUGGAUGAUAAAAAUUCUUCUAGGAAUAUCAUUCAGAUUGACCAGAGUGGCCUAGGUUUGCCUAGUCGUGAUUAUUACAUCAACAAGACCAUCGAUGACGACAAGAUCUUAGCCGCAUAUUUGGACUACAUGGUUGGAAUUAGCGGCUUACUAGGCGCCCCCAUACGGAAUAUAACAGAACCACUGUUUAGAGAUAUGAUCGAUUUUGAGGCCAGGAUAGCUGAAAUAACAGUCCCACAGGCUGACCGACGGGAUGAGGAGAAACUCUACAACAAAAUGACGGUCGCCAAUUUACAGAAAAUAGCCCCUGCGUUUGAGUGGAAGAAAUACCUCAACACGAUGUUCGGUCUGGCUGGUAUCCAGAUUACCGAGGAUGAAGAGGUGGUCGUCGCCGUCCCAGGUUUCAUGUCAAACAUGUCGGCCAUAGUAAUGGACAUGCUGGCGACGGAUGCAGGGAAAACGACAUUAAACGUGUACAGUAUGUGGCACGUUGCCAAGUCGCUGGACAGUUUUCUCAGCAAAGACUUCGAGGAAGUUGAACAAGUAUUCAAAAAGGCAUUUUCAGGUACGAGUGGUCGUGAUGAGAAAUGGCGAGAGUGCGUGUCUGAUGUCGACGGUACCAUAGGCUUUGCUGUCGGGGCAAUGUUUGUCAAGUCGGCAUUUCAUGGAGACAGCAAAACGACGGCGGAAGAAAUGGUAAAACUGAUCAAGAUGUCUUUCAAGAAAAAUCUUCCCAAUCUAAGUUGGAUGGACGCGGAGACCAUCAGAAAGGCUGAUGAGAAGGUGGAUGGUGUGGUGGACAUGAUCGGAUUCCCUGACUACAUCCUGAACCAAACCGCUCUGGAUGAACGGUAUGCAGGUGUCCGCAUCGAAGACAAUGAGUACUUUGAUAACAAUCUCCGUACGAUACAAUUCGAUAUCAUACGCGAAUUGAAACGGUUGAGGAAGAAACCGGAUAAAAAGAGGUGGAGUAUGACGCCUCCAACAAUCAAUGCAUACUACGCGCCAACAAAAAACAUGAUUGUUUUCCCGGCCGGAAUCCUACAGAUGCCAUUCUACGACAAGGACUACCCAAAGUCGCUGAACUUUGGAGGUAUAGGUGUCGUGGUUGGGCAUGAGCUUAGUCAUGGCUUUGAUGAUCAAGGUCGGGAAUACGACAAAAAUGGUAAUCUGCAUCCGUGGUGGAAUAAAGAUGUGAUCGCCCGAUUCAAAGAGAGAACGAAAUGCAUGAAGGAACAAUAUUCAUCAUAUACUAUCAAUGGAGAGCAUAUAAAUGGUCAGCAGACGGUUGGUGAAAAUAUAGCCGACAACGGAGGGUUAAAGGCUGCUUAUAGUGCUUAUCAGGACUGGCGUAAAGUUCACGGGUCAGAGCACCCCCUGCCUGGGAUAAAUAUGACCGACUAUCAGUUAUUUUAUCUUGGGUUUGCUCAGGUUUGGUGCAGCAUUGCGACCAAGGAGACCUACCAUUUACAGUUAGUCAGUGAUGCACACACGCCAGCUCAGUAUAGGGUGAUUGGUUCGCUCUCCAAUUCUAAAGAAUUCGCACAACACUAUAGCUGUCCGUCAGGCACCCCCAUGAAUCCUGUGAAAAAAUGUGAGGUGUGGUGAGGUGGCGAGAUACACGUGUAUUAUACUUGCGGUAAAGAUGUAAAAAGGGGAAAGUGGAAAGAGGGAAGAGGGAAGUUGAAAAUGGAAAAAUAUUGAUAUCUGAGGAAAGGCCAGGUGGUGAUUUUCAGCAACGGGUAGCAGAUGAUCAAUGAUCGAUUUUAAAACAAGCCUGACAAGUCAGCCUCUUGUAGCUACUUUUACUGCCAGUACCUUGGGUACAAAGCUUGAGCCUGCAUAGUAGGCAUUAGGGUUUUAAGAGUGG